Molecule: messenger RNA, 447 nt
Organism: Bombyx mandarina (wild silkworm)
Lineage: Eukaryota; Metazoa; Arthropoda; Insecta; Lepidoptera; Bombycidae
Product: bombyxin B-3-like
Cellular component (GO): extracellular region
Molecular function (GO): hormone activity
Source: RefSeq, a predicted model, not a curated record
AUGGGAUACUCACCUGAAAUUAUCACACAUCUUCAAUCUUCCCAUUGUUCCACAUCGGAGAUCAUAAUACAAGAGAUUUUUAACAUGAAAUUCACGGUGAUGAUAGUGCUGAUGGCGUUAGCUUACGUCUCAGCGCACAAGGAAGCAGUCACUCUGUGUGGACGGAACCUUGCAAACGCAAGGGUUGCAGUUUGCUAUGGAGCAGAAUACGUUGAUAAACGGACAUCGGGAAACACAUUAUUCGAUGAUUUCGAAGAUGUAGACCUGCACGGCGAUUGGCCGUGGACUGGCCGUCGAGGCGCCCUCUCCGCUGACUGGACCCGCUACAAGCGCCAAGGAAUCGUCAACGAAUGCUGUUUCAAACCAUGCACCACCGACGUACUCUUGAAAUAUUGUUAAAUAUUAACCAAAUUAUUGUUGAAAAAAAAAAAGAAACUUAAAAUAUAU